This is a messenger RNA of Chelonus insularis, 3102 nucleotides long. It is a transcript of the gene FIG4, whose product is annotated as polyphosphoinositide phosphatase FIG4. Gene Ontology annotation, biological process: phosphatidylinositol dephosphorylation. Gene Ontology annotation, molecular function: phosphatidylinositol-3,5-bisphosphate 5-phosphatase activity. Gene Ontology annotation, cellular component: intracellular membrane-bounded organelle. NCBI's taxonomy places the organism in Eukaryota, Metazoa, Arthropoda, Insecta, Hymenoptera, Braconidae. The transcript is spliced from 6 exons. Bases 48 to 3077 code for a protein of 1009 amino acids. The record is from RefSeq and is a predicted model, not a curated record.
UCAAAAACUUGAACAGCGUUUAUGUCCGUUUGAUUAACUAUCAAAAAAUGGAUAAUAAUGAACAACCAAGUAUCAUUUUUCAUCCGAUUAUAUCUUCAAUUCAAAAAAUCGCCCUUUAUGAAACAAAAUCUAAAUUUUAUUUAAUGGGUUCCAACAACAAUUUAACACGCUUCAGAGUGUUAAAAAUAGAUAGGAUGGAGCCGAAAGAUUUAAUUGUUGUUGAUGAUAAAAUGGAAUACACUCAUGAAGAAAUAGCAGAUCUUGUCAACAUGAUUGAUAUGGGUAAUCGUACCAAAAUGAAUCAAAAGAAUAAAUCUGGAGGUGUUGCAAAGAUUGUAUCAGCAUUUGGAAUCGUUGGUAGUAAAGUUAAUAUAUCAUCAAAACUUGUAUCUGACGAUGAUAAUAAUAGCACGUCUGAUGAAGUUAAAAAUCAAGAAUCAAAAUCUAAUCCAACAAUUCAUAAGCCAACUCAAACGAAUUUUUCAUGGAAAUCAAUAUGGCAAAAAGAUUCUUUUCCCAGAUUAGUUCCAGCUUUUGGGCUUAUUGGAUUUGUAAGGUUUUUGGAGGGAUAUUACAUAAUUUUAGUAACCAAACGUCGACGAGUAGCCGUAAUAGGUCAUCAUACAAUUUAUAAAAUAGAAGAUACAUCAAUGAUUUACAUUCCAAAUGAUACCGUUCGAGUAUUUCAUCCAGACGAACAGAGAUAUGUUAAAAUGUUUCAGAGUAUUGAUCUAAAUAGUAACUUUUAUUUCAGUUACUCUUAUGAUUUGACUCAUACCUUUCAACAUAAUCUAGCUCCCCCUAAACACAUACAGUCAACAAUAGAUGAAGAUAUUGAAGACGAAGAAAAUUCUAAGAGUAAUGAAGAUGUAAAUGAUUCAUUCAACAUGUGGACUCACAGAAAAAGUUGGAAAAAUAAUGGCUACGGUGGUAGAACUAUUGAUUAUGGAAUACGAAGUAAUCCACAUCGUCGAUUUGUCUGGAAUAGCCAUUUGUUGGCUCCGGUGGAAAAAGAAUUACAUCGAGACUGGAUUUUAUAUAUAACUCAUGGAUUUAUAGGCCAAUCAAAUGUAAGCAUUUUUGGAAAGUCUAUUUACAUAACAUUAAUAGCUAGAAGGAGUAAUAAGUAUGCAGGGACAAGAUUUUUAAAAAGAGGAGCUAAUUUCGAUGGAGAUGUAGCCAAUGAAGUGGAAACAGAACAAAUAGCCCAUGAUUCAGCAGUGAGUUCAUUGUAUAGCGGACGUUUUAGCUCAUUUGUUCAAAUGCGUGGUUCAGUCCCGGGUCACUGGAGUCAAGAUAUUAGCAAAAUGGUACCAAAACCAACAAUCUCCAGUGAUUUAGCUGAUCCUUUUUUUGAAACAGCUGGUGCGCAUUUCAAUAAAUUACUUAAACGCUACGGAUCACCAAUUAUUAUACUUAGCUUGGUCAAAAAAAGAGAGAAAAAAAAACACGAGAGUACUCUGAGUGAAGAAUUGUCAGCUUCAGUGAGAUACUUGAAUCAAUUUUUACCUCCUGAUCAUCAUAUUCAAUACACAAGCUUUGAUAUGGCUCGUAAAAAUAAAGGAAAAGAAGCAAAGGUGAUGAGCAAAUUGGCUAAUAUUGCUAAAGAUGCUAUCAUGAAAACAGGAAUGUUUCAGUCUCAACAACCUUAUUAUAGCCAAAAAAAAUUAUUCAAUGGUCUCGAAUCUACUAAACGGGUAAAUAAUUUAAGCAAUUUAAUAUCCUCAAGUGUUCAAGAUUUAGAAACUGAUGGUAGUGAGAGUGUAAUUAUUAAAGAUCAUGUGAGAGAUUUAUUCGUUCAAAAAGGAACUCUACAAACAGGAAUCAUUCGUACUAAUUGUGUUGAUUGUUUAGAUAGAACAAAUACCGCUCAAUUUGCUAUUGGUAAAUGUGCUCUUGGUUAUCAGCUAUGUGCCCUGGGAGUUUUAGAUUCACCAAAAUUAGAAUUCGAUUCAGACUGUGUACGUAUGUUGGAAGAAUUAUAUGAAGAUCAUGGAGACACAUUAGCUUUACAGUAUGGAGGUUCACAGUUGGUCCAUCGGAUAAAAACUUAUCGAAAAACUGCACCAUGGACUAGUCAAGGUAAUGACAUCAUGCAAACUUUAAGUCGCUAUUUCAGUAAUACGUUCAGUGAUCAAGAGAAACAGCACACGAUUAAUUUAUUUCUUGGAUUAUUUGUUCCUGAAGAAGGGAAACCAGCUAUAUGGGAAUAUUUAACAGAUUAUUAUUUACAUAAUAAACCAGCUUGUAAAUAUACUCGACGAAUGCGACCAUUGACACAAUGGUGGGAUAAAAAUAUGAUCAAAUGUCUUCCUCACUCUUAUUAUGAAGUAGAAAAAAGCUGUUGGGAAAUUAUUCAAGUCCAAGACUCUCAAGAAGAAAUGAUUGAUAUCUAUUCAGACUAUCAUAGAUUGUUUGAGUUACUUUCUUUAUCAGAAAUGUACGCUUAUCGAAUAAGCCAUUCUGUGCGCGAUUUCAUGCCUCAUUUCACCACUAACGUCAGUCCUUUUGCUGUGAGAGUGAGGCAAGGCAGAAGAAGAGAAGAAACAAGCAAUAAAAGAGCCAAUAUGAAAAAUCCUUCAAUGACUGGACAAAGCAGUACAUCAAGUACAGCUUCUAGUGCAAGCUCGAGUGUCGAAACGAGUUCCGAUGAUGAUGACAGUCAUCAACAAACUGAUUCCCAUAUUUUCUCACGAGAUACUAGUGAGUUAAUUAGCUUUGAAAAUUUAUUUCCUUCGAUGAAGGAAGUAUAUGGCACGGAACCAGAGAAUCCAAAGCGGAGUGAUUUAGUUUUAUAUAAAAAAUUUGUAAUGAUUGAUCGUAAUGCUACUUGUCUUAAAGAUCAUACUAGUAUUAAGUCUAAAAUUCUACAACAAGCAACGCUUCCAGAUGUUGUACCUUCGAAGAUUACUCUGCCUAUUGUAAAAGAUACCAGCAUCAGUAUUUAUGAACAGUAUGUUCAGAGAGGAAAGAAUGGUGGAUUCAUUCCUAAUCCAACAGACAUGAUUUUGUAUGAAAAUUACGUCUAUCAACAGAAAUUAUGUCUAGGAAUUUCUAGUAAAAGACCAUAUUUGUGAUAUUAAAUAUAUUAAUUGAAAUGAA